Molecule: messenger RNA, 4374 nt
Organism: Dromiciops gliroides (monito del monte)
Lineage: Eukaryota; Metazoa; Chordata; Mammalia; Microbiotheria; Microbiotheriidae
Gene: CEBPG
Product: CCAAT enhancer binding protein gamma
Exons: 3
Coding region: 391-843 (150 amino acids)
Biological process (GO): DNA-templated transcription; regulation of transcription by RNA polymerase II
Molecular function (GO): RNA polymerase II cis-regulatory region sequence-specific DNA binding; DNA-binding transcription factor activity, RNA polymerase II-specific
Source: RefSeq, a predicted model, not a curated record
UAAAUGGUGCUAGGAAAGGGGGAGGGGAGGAGGGUGUGAGAGCGAGCGCGAGCGCGGCCCGGGCGGGAGCGGGAGGCUGGUUGGUUUCGCAAUCGCCUCUCGCUGUCCGCCGGUUCCAACUCCUCGAAGACAGGCGUCGGGGUCGCGCCGCAGCGGGGGCCUCGCUAGGUUCGCCUCGGGUAGAGGCCCCCUAGUUCACAAAUUGGAUAUACAAGGUAUUCAUUGUGGAUGAUCAUGUAACAUUGAUAGUCAACUGGGAAAAGAGGUGCAUGUGAAGAUUUCUUGGCAGUUUUAGUGUGGAAAGUGUGGGUCACUUGUAUCUUUCUUCACCCUUUACGCUCCCGUCCCCACCAUUUCUAACUCUGUGCUGUGGUUAAAGAGUCUGUCCAAAUGAGCAAGACAUCCCAACAGAGCAGUACUGCAGGAGCAAAUGGAAUAAGUGUUAUUCACACACAGGCACAUGCAAGUGGUUUGCAGCAGGUUCCUCAGGUGGUGCCAGUCAGCCCUGGGGGAGGAGGCAAAGCUGUACCUCCCAGCAAGCAAAGCAAAAAAAGUUCAUCAAUGGAUAGGAACAGUGAUGAGUAUCGACAGCGAAGGGAACGGAACAACAUGGCAGUGAAAAAGAGUCGGUUAAAAAGCAAGCAAAAAGCCCAGGAUACCUUGCAGAGGGUCAACCAGCUUAAAGAAGAGAAUGAACGCUUGGAAGCAAAAAUUAAACUGCUGACUAAGGAAUUAAGUGUACUUAAAGAUUUGUUUCUUGAGCAUGCUCACAAUCUGGCAGACAACGUACAACCUAUGAGCACUGAAAGCACUACAACAAAUCCUGAUAACACAGGACAAUAGGUGUCGAUUCACAGUCUUGGGGAAUUGAACUUAGAAGAUGUGAUCUACACCACUUACAUUAGUAGCAAAGUUGAUCUGUUCUAGUAUUUAAAGAUCCUUUUUUGGAUAUUUUCUAGGUUAAGCACUGAAGAUUUGAGUAGCCUAAAAUGUUAACUUGUUUGUCUGUUUUGAAGUAAUGAGUUGCUUUUUAUCAAAAGUUGUAUAAUUUUUUCAAAAACAUAAAAAUCUCAGAACUUGAUGUUAUUGCUAAGAUCUGGAUUUCCCCAGAAAUGUUCAUUAUCUUUUUUGGCAUGGAGAAAUAAUAGUAUACCAGGGAAGUAGGAAAUUGGGCAGAAGUUUCUUGGUUUUAAUGGACAAAGAGAAUUGGAUUAAAAAAAUUAAUGUUAAAUAAUCUUUUAAUAAUCUGUACAUGCUGUAAUAUAAAUUGGCUGUUUGGAGACAGAUCAGUUUAUAAUAUGAGGGUUAUAAAUACAUUGUUUUAACAUAAUUAGAAGUUUUUCCCUAGUUGGCAUAAAUUGCUUCUCAGUAGUAUGGUUCAGCAAUGAUGGCUAAAGUCUUACAAAUGAUUAUUAUAAACAGGGGAUUGUAAAUGUCUUAUGUUGCAAAUUGAAAUUGCCAUACCAAAACUGUAAAUGGGAGUAAAUGGAUUAAUAUUUAUUCUUAUAAGCCUCUAUAUCAGUGAAAUUUGUUAGAAUUCUCCAUUCAGGUUUUUUGGCACUAUAGGGCUAUGUGGGAAAAAAAAAUCAGGAACGUUUAGAAUAACUCAUAGAAAAACUGAAGUGUGUCUCUUUCAAAGAAUUGUUAAACUAGACAUUUUUGGCUACAUAUAUUGAAAAGUACUUUAUGUAGCAUAGUAGCAGCCUGUUCAGUAUUUGGUUUAAGAGGUAGUUUUUAACAAAAGAAUAAUUACUUGAAAAUAUGUGGAUGACUUCAUACCUUUUCCCCAAAAUACAGUGGUAAUGUAUCAUUAAGAUGGCUUUUAAAAAAGAGAAGCUAAGAUGUCAAACCCUUUCAACUUAUUUCAUCAUUUAAAAUAUCAGCCUGGCAUAUUUCUUUUCUGGUCAUCACACUAUACUUUCCCAAAUCUUUUUGCACCAUUUACUUCCAUUCAUUAAUUUUAAGCCUGUGUCAUUUAGAGAGCAUUGUUGCUGAGAGAGUUGUUAGAAUGCUGAUAGAAAGUACAAAAUUAUUUUGUGAUUUAAAAUGUCAAAGGGAAGCGCUAGAGACUGUUCCAUUUAAUAGUAGCAGGUUAAAAUCUUAACAUUUUUUUUUGGCUCUGCUUUAUCUUAGCUGUUUUACUUUGUAAUUUUACAUGGGGCUGGCUUCCUUGCCAUGUAGUAGAACUUAUCCACUCUCUGUUGAGGGAAGGAUGCCAGACUGUCCAACAGGUAAAUCUGUUUGGUGUGUGCCUGCUUGGGUGGGGCUAGUUUUUAGCUGUAGUGCUGUGCUUCAUAAGAGUAUAAUUGAGACAGUUUAAGAAAGUCGGAGCACCUCCUAUUUACUGAGUGGAAUACUUUGCAGUGGAAUCUUGGGAGGUUUUCAGUAACAAGAGUGAUAAACUCCCCUUUCUUGACAUCUAAGCCAUUUUGCUUGUCAGGAUAGCUCUGGCUUAGGGGAAGGAAGAGAUUGGAAAUUCAGUGGGAUAAAAUUGGUUAUUGAGGUUUGGUUUAUAUUGUCAAAUUUGAGCUCAUUUGAAUCUUGUAUUAGACUCAGUAGUUAGAGUUGUGAUGAGUGACAUUGAGCUUGCUUAUUAGAAUGGGAUGGGAACUAGCUAAAGCCUUUGUAGUCGUAGCUCUGUUUGUGAAGAUAAGAACCAUAUGUCUUUUUAUGAAUGAUUGGAUUUUUCUUGGAAAGGUUAUGGCUUCAUAUGGAGAACAGAAAGAGUAAGAGGUGGGGGGGCUUUGUAAGGACCAGUUCACUGCGUGGACUUGAAAUGUUUAGCUACCUGUUAAAGCUAAUAGAGGUUUUGAUUAACUAAGUUACCCCAUAUAAGUCUUUAGAAGCACAUUGAAGCUUGAUCAUCUCAUUAAUAUUUUUAAAUUAGUUACAUAACUGGGGACAUCAGAUCAAUUACUGUCAAGCACAUAUGGUUCUAGACAUUUUUCUCUCCUAUAUCAUGUUCUGAAAGACACAUCCAUCAUAGAAAUAGAGAAUGACAGCUUAUAGAAAUCUAAUCAAAUCCCCUUAUGUUAUAGAUGAGGAAACUGAAAUACAGAAAGGUUAUGAGUUGCCCAAGAUCACAUAGCAAAUCAGCGACUGAACUAAGACUAGUGUCCAUGUCUCCUGACUUCUAGUCCAAUGCUCUUUGCUCUGCACUGUGUUACUAAUAACCUCAUCAGACUCGAUAUGUUUUUCAGUGAUCCCAGUGGGGAUUCGUGGGUGCUAUCAGGGUGUUAGAAGUGUGUUAAAUAUUUUAAGAUCAGCUAAAAUGUAACUUGAAGCUAUUUCUUAAGUGGAUUCAAGCUUUCAUGCUUGAGCUAAGUAAAUUACAAGGUUUUAGUUUAAGAUAUAAUAGAGACAAUUGUCAUAGUACAUAAAAGUAAAGAUACAGCUGUAAUACCUUAAUAUGUUGGGUUGGAAUGAGGGCUUUGGUUUUUAGUAGAAUAACAGAUAAGUACAUAAUUUCAAAGGAAAACCAAAUGUUGGGAAAUGACAAAGUUGAGAGCUUCUGAGAUUAUCAAGUUACUGUGUGUUUUUUUUAGUGCUGCCCUGAAGCCAUAGGAUUUGGUUUGCGAGUUUAGCCAUUCUCUUGGCCAGUAUACUAAGUUUCUCUAUAACCCGGUGGUCUUCAAAUUAUGUUUUAAUCUUUGCUUCUGAAGUGAUCAGUUUCUGAAUAGAAAUGACUUCAGUGCAAGAUUUCAUCAUCUAAAAGCUUACUGUUGCUUAGACUCCAUCUGCUUCAUUGACUUAAUGUUAGAACAAGUGCUCAAGCACUGUAGAAGACAUGCUAACAAGAUGGAACCAUGUUCUAGAAAAUCGGCAUAAAAAUUUGGAAAUUGACAUAAAUUGGAAGUGUGUGUGCAAUUUAAAGCACUUGAGCUUUCUCUGUUGUCUUCAGCAGGCCUAAAAUACUUAACCUAAACCAGAUAGUGCUCAGAAUACUCCACACUGCCUUAGAAAUAGGGAAGCUGGUUUUUAUGUUGAAUUGACAGAAGCUAGGGAGAAGAAAGACCACUUUAUGGCUGUUAGCUCUGUCUCUCAGGAAAAAAAAAACAGUACCAACUUGUUCUUCUAUUCCUAGCUUUUCUCAGUUUGUAAGAUUUCUAUUUUUUUAAUAAAAUUUGAUUUCUUCCAAUGAAUUUGAAAUAAAAAUCUUUGGAACAACGGUAACCAAUUUGCAUUUUUACUUUAAAACAUUGUAUAAAUAUAAGACUUUUUUUGUAUGUUGAACAAAUUGGGUGGAUGAGAGUUGGGAGAUCUGUUAUUAAGACUGAAAUGUUUUUGCCUCUAGUGGGAUCUAGAUUUAAAAUAGCUGGAGGAAUAAUUUCAUGUAGUAUUUGUUGAAAAUAAAGUUUUAUUUUUGGUUGUUUA